This is a messenger RNA of Saccostrea cuccullata (small rock oyster), 1331 nucleotides long. RefSeq names its product melanocyte-stimulating hormone receptor-like. Gene Ontology annotation, biological process: cellular response to hormone stimulus; G protein-coupled receptor signaling pathway. The record is from RefSeq and is a predicted model, not a curated record. Gene Ontology annotation, molecular function: G protein-coupled receptor activity; peptide binding. Lineage: Eukaryota; Metazoa; Mollusca; Bivalvia; Ostreida; Ostreidae. The coding region runs from base 28 to 1125 and encodes 365 amino acids. Gene Ontology annotation, cellular component: plasma membrane. The transcript has a single exon.
UUAAUCAUCGGUUUUACGUCUGCAUUUAUGUCUUUUUCUAGAGAGUUAUUCCAGACUGAAAGCAACAACACAAGUAUGGUUUGUGAUACGAACGAAACGUCCGCAAGCAGUCAGGACUCGUGGAAUCAUACACUGGCAACCACCCCUGUAAAUAAUGCCUCUCUUGAAUUUGACUUUCAAUGCAUGAACACAUCAUCACUGACUGAUUAUCACUGGGAAAAGUACAUUUUUAUCAUAGGAACAGUAACUUUUGGCAUUGGAUUUGUUGGAAACAUCAUUACUUUAUUGGUUAUAAUCAAGCUGCCAAGGCUUCACACACCAACCUAUACUGCAGUCGCCUGUCUUUCCUUCUCUGAUCUGUUUGCUUUAAUGACUCGAUAUAUCAUGAUUUUGCCCGAGCCAGUAAGUUCAUAUUUUGAUGACCCUUCACGACAAUCUGUUGUUUAUGUUUUCAUUUUUCUAUUUUUACAUUCUGCAAAUUUUCAUAUGGUCCUGAUCUCCUAUAUUCGGUACCUUUUCAUUACACGGCCAUUUAAGAGUCUGAAAGUGGAUUGCAGAAAAAUUAUACAGCUUUCUCAAAUUAUCUGGAUAUUUUCUUUUACUAUGACUGGGAUAUACAGCGUUCAAGCGAUAUUAAGUAUAAACAAUAUCUUAUCUGAAAGUAUGAAAAACUGGAGCGAAUUAGUUUUUUCGGUAUACAUUGGGGGUCUCCCUCUCUUCGUGAUACUUUAUUUUCAUGUUAGACAAAUCUAUUGUAUGCACAGGCUGCCUUUAACAGAAAGAGAACAUAGACUUCGCCUUGUCCGUUCAAUGUCUGCAAUUUUGCUGGUGAUAUUGAUACUUUAUUUUUUGUCCAUUUCAUAUCCCUUUAUUUAUACAAUACUUGAUGCCUUAUAUCACACAAACACGGGAGGCCUGUCUUCCAUAGCAUUUCAACAAUUAUUUGAUUUCUUUCUUCUGUUCAAUAACAGCGCAAACCCUUUAAUCUAUUUCUUUUUUUCGCUCAAAUCUUCAAGACUAUUCUCAAAGAGAAGAAGAAAAUUCGCUAACUGUAGUAUUCGUUCACAAUUUUCAUCCAAUAAAAUUAUGGAUGAAAAUAAAAAGAAAACUUUAUUUGAUGUUUAGUUUGUGGAUGGAUAUGAAGGCAUUAUAUUAUUCUAUUAUACUCUCAUUUAUAUAAGUUGAAUCUGAUUCAUUGAGGAUCAUUUUUAGCCGGGCUCAUUGCUCUUAGAGCAAUGCCCGGCUCUUGCUACGGUGUUCAACCGGAAAUGCUGCUUCAUCAACGCUUAAUCAAAUUUACGCGUUAGAAUAUAGUACGUUUGCGCAAUCAC